UCUUGUCGCUGAAUGAUCGCAAAUCCUCACAGCAGCUGAAAAAUAUCCCCAAACCUUCUAAAGAAGCCUUCUCAGAAGAGUGGAGCUUAUUAUAUCAGCAUAUCCCAUAUUGGAAUGGGAUGUUCAGCAAUCUGGUUGUGCUGGUCAACUGUCCACAUACUUUUGCUCAUACAGUGUGUAGUUUGAGUUGUCCUUUAGAAAUAACAUUGUAUAGGAGAUAAAACUGUCAAGAACAGAUGGAAAAUUGGUACAGUGUAAUAAUGAAUGGAUGUGCGCGCGUGUGCGUGUGUGCGCGCGCGCGCGCGUGUGUGUGUGUGUGCGGCUUGGCUGCACUGCAGUGCUCUACAGAUUUGGGAAGGUCGGCUCUACGGUGUGACGUCAUAAGAAGCAGAAGAAGAAGCGGCCAUUAGGGCUUGGAGACAGCGCUCGGAUAAAAGCCUCAGCAUCACCAUGGACAGAAGAACCAGCUGAUCCCAGGAAUCCCAUCCCCGUUAACGAGAAGCGGCUUUUGUUCUGCCGCAGCAGCCGGACUGAGCCAUGCAUUUGCUCACCAAGAGAUAGCUAAAGGACAGUGGAGAGACGGAAAGAGACAGAGACAAGGGAGUUUGGGACAGGACUCGAUCCAGGGACUGAAGAUCGCAGAGGAAGCGCUCAGGACGCCUCCAGUCCCACGAACACUCCAGAAUCUCAUAAGUCAUCAGAGGUGCAGCUUUUCUUUCUGAAGGCAGAAGAUAGAAGAGAAGUGAGGCUGGGCUUCCAUCUGAAUGCUGAGAAAUGGGAGCUCUAACCAGCAGACAGAAUGCUGGAGUGGAGGAGGUGGAUAUCCCAUCCAACUCAGUCUACAGAUACCCACCCAAAAGUGGAAGCUACUUUGCCAGCCAUUUCAUCAUGGGAGGAGAAAAGUUUGAUUCGACCCACCCAGAGGGGUACUUGUUUGGAGAGAAUACAGAUCUCAACUUCCUGGGAAACAGACCAGUCACAUUCCCAUACACCGCCCCACCGCCUCACGAACCAGUAAAGACCCUCCGAAGUCUGGUCAACAUACGAAAAGAUACUCUCCGAUUGGUCAGAUGUAGCGAAGACAUGAAGUUGCCCGGGCAGGAGGCUGGAAAGAGUCGCAGUUGCUACAACAUUGAGUUUACCUUCGAUGCUGAUACACAAGUUGCCAUCACUAUUUACUACCAAGCUAUUGAGGAAUUCCACAAUGGUGUGCCAGUAUACCUGCCACAGGACAGCUCUCUGAAAUCGGAGACGGUGCAUUUUAAGAGAGGCGUCUGCCAGCAGUUCUGCCUUCCCUCGCAUUCUGUCAACUUGUCCGAGUGGUCAGACGAGGAGCUUUUAUUCGACAUGGAUAAAGAGGUUUUCCCCAUGGUGGUGCAGGCGGUGGUGGAUGAAGGAGACGAACAUUUAGGACAUGCUCACAUUCUCCUCGCCACUUUCGAGAAGCACACGGAUGGCAGCUACUGUGUGAAACCUUUGAAGCAAAAGCAAGUGGUGGAUGGUGUUAGCUACCUACUUCAGGAGAUUUAUGGCAUAGAAAACAAAUACAACAGCCAGGAAUCUAAAGUAGCUGACGAUGAGAUCAGCGACAACAGUGCGGAGUGUGUGGUGUGUCUGUCUGAUGUACGCGACACACUCAUCCUUCCCUGCAGACACCUGUGCCUGUGCAACACCUGCGCAGACACUCUGCGCUACCAAGCCAACUGCUGUCCAAUCUGCCGUCUGCCAUUUCGAGCUCUGCUGCAGAUCCGAGCCUUGAGAAGAAAGCUAAGUCCCGUCUCCACUACCGGCUUCAACCCAACUAUCGCAUCCCAGUCCUCAGACUCUGAAGAACAUUCGGCGGCUGAAAACAUUCCCCAGGGAUUCGAGGCCGUGUCUCUUUUAGAGGCUCUGAACGGCCCUCUGAACCCCUCACCCUGCGCUCCGGCACUGCACGGCCUGACCAAAGCUCACAUCUCUGGAACUCUGCCUGCGUACGGCACCUCGAGUCAUCACACGGUCACACACUCGCUUUCUCACUUGGAGCACUCCAUCAACUCCAGCCAAGGCCUCAAGGUCAAGAAGAGCAGCUCCAAGUCUCUCUCCCAGAAUUCCCAGAAUUCAUCGGUGCUGCCUGAGGAGGAGGAUGAGAAGUCGUGCAGUGAGUCAGAGGCUCAGGUGUGCAGGAGGAAACUGCCUGUGGAGCAGCAAGAGUGUGGCAUGACCCCUGAUAGCGACAAUCUCACCUUGUCUUCGUGCGGAGCGAUAGAGCAGUCCUCCUGUAGCGGCACCCCGCUGUCCUCCACCAUCACCUCCCCUGAGGAUCCAGUAAGCAGCAGUUUGGCUCAGUCUGUCAUGUCCAUGGCGUCUUCACAGAGUCAGAACUCACGAAUCAGUACUGACACACUCUCCUCCAUGUCUGGCUCGUACCUGCCGGGGGCAGAGGGGGACAAACGCCACCAGAACACACCAGAGAGCCGACCGGCUUCCCAGCAGGAGGGUGAGAAAACCCCCAGUGAAUCACAUGACCACAGUUUCAUGGUAGCCGUGGUUGAAGAGCAGGAUUCCGAGGGAAACGAUGUCACUGAGGAGGACUGUGCAUCUCCUACUAAAGACCAGGGUGGGCGCAGGAGGAGCGAGUUGCCUUGUCCAGAGUUUGACAAUAACAAUCAGGGGCGGUCUGACACCCACUGUGUGACAGGCCUGGACAAUGAACAGGCUCCUGAUGGCCAAUUCGCUGAGCUGCUCUACCUGGAUGCCAACUGGCGUUCCCAGGAGUCUCUGCUUCAGCAUGCCUCUAACAGCAACAUCAGUCUGGACGAGCAGAGUUUCACCAACAAGGGGACGAGCCCAAAAAACUCACCAAAAACACGCCACGGACCGCUAGCUGUGUAAAAGCCGUCUCUAUAACAUCUGACUCCCAUGCUGACUCCUCAUCCCUCCAUCUUAAAAACAAAACAGAUCUGUUUCUCAAGUCUCAAAUAAGAAAAUAUUCGGCAGUGGCUUUUUUCUUCAGCCUUCACACGGCUUCUUUAUAAAUGCAUGUGGAGAAACAGCUGGUGGAUUGGAUUCAAAUAACAUCAUGAACAGGGACUCCGUCACUUUAGGUGCAUUUCCACCAGAUAAAGCAAGAAUUCCCAGGCUGGAUUUUAGUUCCUGGAACUAUAUCCAUAUUGGGAAAAAUCACCGCUUAAUUAUUAGAAUUGCAAACUUGUAUAAUUGUAUGUACAAUUACUAAACCAGUCAAAACCUUAGAGGAAUCACAGUAAUUUAAACAUACUCCCAUUUGCCUGCUACACACACACCACCUUAAAGGUGCAGUUUGGGGAAUAUUCCCAUAACUUUGAGAAAUACCAUAAAAAACUAUUUUCAAUAUUUCCAUGCAAUGGUUCGUUUAUUUUAUUUUUUUAUGUUUAGUUUAGGUUUCUAUUUAAAUUUUUCCAGCCCAGAAAUGAACUCCGCCCUGCACCAAAGCUGCUCAGGUAUAUACCCGACCCCACCUUAUUCUUAAACGGCAACUCAACUUUCUUUCAUUAGGGAAGGUUUGUCCCUGUAUAAUGACAGCAAUACACCUUCCAUGCAGCAGAGGGCUGUAAAAAUGACAAACCGCUGCUUUAAUGCUUAUACAAAAACAUUGUUUAUUUCUCUGGUAUGGUGGAAAUGCGUCUAUUGUCGCGCAUGGAAGAUCUAACGCUACAUCACGUUUGCGUGAAUUGAACAACGGGUUUGCAUGCGCAGGUAAUCCUUUCCUUAAUCCACUUGCACUCCAGAAUAUUCAGUGUUUGAAUGUCAGUAUGAACAUGCUGCACUUUCCUGUAACGCUGGGAGAGGUGAGGUCACUUGUUCACACUACAAACUGGACUUUUGAGCAAUAACACGUCCUACAGUAUCUGAGCUGCUCCUACCAUCAUGCAUGUUACAAAGACACAAAAUCACCUAAAAGCUACAAAGCUGCCUCACCUGACCAUAUCCGACCAGCCGAAUCAGUGCUAGUCGAGAGAACCAUCUGCCACCACAAUCAUGUAUCAGAAAGAUACAGUCGUAUAUGUUUACCGAGUAAGUGUUAGCUUGGUUCUGAAAGGCGCUUGGCGACAUUUCGCAAAUCGCAGGGAGCAGUAAAUUUGUUAAGGGAUUCGCCAAGCAAAAAAUGCCGUUGUGUGUUUAUUUUGCGUUCCAAAUAACCAUAGGAAAUCUGAGUGAAGUGUUUCCUGAAACAAAAAAUAGAAAAUGUGCCACACAUUUGUCAGUGUUCAAACAUUUUUCUAUAUUUUUUUUAAAUGAAAUCUGCUUCCAUCUUUGGGUUUUUGUUUGUGUUUGUUUUUUUUUUGUUUUUUUUUUGCAGUGGCUUGUUCGAGAUUUUUUAUGUGUCUGACAUUCUGAGUUUGACGUAUUUGUAGAGGUCACUGGAAGGGUUGAGUUCAAACCAUAACCCCAAACCUACUGGUGUGGCUCAGUACAGUAAAGUUUUCUUCAUAUCUCCAUCACCAAAUGACUCGUAAUGUACUUAGUGCUCAAAAAGUGCUAAAAAUGCUAACAUAUAGGUGGAGCUAGAUAUGGUGCAGGCUUCUGAUUGGCUCAAAUGUUACCAUAGCUGCAAUUUGUUACUUGAACAUGCUGAAUACCGUAGGAAUGGGGGAAGAAUAAAAAAAUUUACCUUCAGAGUUGUAACUAUCUCGAUCUAAUCAGCACUCAAAAUAUCAGUAUCUGUAUUUCUUUUUUCUUAUUUUAACCUAAAGUGGGUGUGGCCUAAUUCAGAAGUGUUUUUGUUUAAUUAGGGCUCAAAAUAUUUGUAUUUGUAUCUGGAUUUUAAACUAAAUUGGGUGUGGCCUAAAUCUGGACUUUUACAGGGCUCAAGAUAUCAGUAUGUCAUCUAAAUUUUAGACAGAAAUGGGUGUGACCUAAUUUGGAAUGAUUGUUUUUUAAUUAAUGCUCAGAAUAUUCGUAUUUGUAUCUGGAUUUCAACCUUAAUCGAGUGUGGCCUAAAUAUGACAUUUUUUUAGGGCUUAAAAUAUUCGUACCUGUAUCUAAAUUUAACCUAAAGUGGGCGUGGCCUAAAUCUGAAGUUUUUUUUUUUUUAGGGCUCAGAAUAUCAGUAUCUUUAAAAAAAAGUAUGUAUUUUUAAUUAGGACACAAAACAUUUGUAUUUGUAUCUGGAUUUCAAUCUAAAGUGGGUGUGGCCUAAAUCAGAAUGAUAAUUUUUUAUUUAGAUUUUAAAAUAACUGAAUUUGUAUCUGGAUUUCAACCUAAAGUGGGUGUGGCCCAGAUCGGAAGUUUUUUUUGUUUGUUUGUUUGUUUUUUUAGGGUUUCAAAAUAUCCGUAUCUCUUGAAUUCAAUCUGAAAUGGGUGUGGCCUAAAUCUAAAGGGUUCUUCUUUUGUUUGUUUUGCCCAAUUUUUUCUGAUUGCAACAUAUCAAGCCGGUUCUAUUCCCAAAAUAGAAAUGAACCAGAAUCUCAAUUUAAGCUGCAGUAAAUGCAUUACUGUAAAUGUAUUGUUCAUGUCUUCCUUUGAACCAAUAAUGUUCAUAUCUGUCUGCUCUGAUUACAGUCUAGUCUUAACCCUGUGCCCUGCAUAGAUAUCUGACAAGCUUUCUGAAAACAUUUGGAUCGUAUUAGGUUACAUCUUUACUAGACAAUAUUGGGGUACUAGAGGUACUUCGUGAAAGUUUUGAAAAUGCUCUCAGGAAAAAUAGUACUAUACUGAAUUUGUCCUUGCUGAAUACAUCUGCUGUACCUUUAAAUAUUAUUGAAUUAAACUGGAUUUGUGAAUAAUAUGUACAAUAUAUAGACAAAAGUUUGUAGACACCCGACUACAAGAACAAGCUUUCUAAACAUCCCAUUUCAUAUUUAUUUUCAUUUGCUGUUAUAAUAUCCUCCAUUCUUCUGGGAAGAUGUUCUAGAUUUUGGAGUGUCCUUGUGGAUAUUUGCGCUCAUUCAGCCAUAAGGGUGUUAUUAAAGUGGGGGUCUGGGGUGCAGUCAGCGUACACGUUCAUCCCGAAAAGUUGAUGUCUAUAGCAAGAGAUCUUCAACUUUAAUGCAUGUAAUGUAUAUCUUCAUGGAGCUGGUUUUAUGCACAACAAAAGGUUCAGAUCUUCAAGAUUAAGUGAAGUGAAAAUGUAAUAAUACUGCAUCCAAAGGCAACCUUUACAAUUGAGUGCCUCCAACUCUGUGGGGAAGAACCACAUUUGGCUGGGAAAAUGGUGUCCCCAUAUUUUUUGUUCAUAUCGUCUACCUUUAAAAGGAUUUAAGGCACAUUUACUAAGCUAAAAGUGUGGUAUCAACACGGCAUAAAUGGAAGAUACAGUUUAGUGCACUUUUCUAUGAGAGUAAAGUUUGAAUGACAUUAGUAAGCUGUGCCUAUGGGCUGUCUGGUGAUAAAAUGCUAAAUGUUAGCGCCUUACUUUAGAUCACAUUUCUCAUCUCUCUUUGAGUAAUAAAAAUUUAGAUUUUUGUAUUAGCUAGCGCUUUUCAUCGUCGUGGUAUGCUCGGUCGCUGGGUUAUUAGCGAUCCUGAUCUAGCUAAUGAACAAGUGUCAGAUGUGUUCGAUGAAAUGUUAAUAACGAUGUGAUGUUUCAGUCAUCAUUUCUACAAAUUAAUUUUUACAGGUAUUUGUUGAUUAUUCGUUAAUUGGUUUGUUUGUUUGUUUGUUCGAUUUCCUUAGACCACAAACCUGUGGUGCAUGUAACACUAGCCACUACAUUUGUUCUAUAAAGAAGUGUACGUUCGCGGUAGAUAUUUUCAGUUCACCGGAGCCCCUUCAGUAUCAGCGCAGAAAUUCACGCCGGUGACGUACAGUAGGUCUACGGGUUUUAGAUGAGUUCGUCUUUGUAUCGGUGCAGUGCAUUUCUAUCUGUGGAAUCAAAGAAUACUCCAGACGUCAUGUCGUGUUAGAGGCAGCUUCCAUCUUGAACACAUUUAAAAGCGAUGGUGCAUUUUCCUGCUCUCAAAAGCGCCCAUAGACUUCCGUUCUGUCUUCUUGUCAUUUGGCACCCAUCGAAAAAAACAAUGACUGUGAUCUACAGUAGAUCAGAUGAACUGAGUCUGUACACUGAUCACUUUUAUAAAACAUACAAAAAAACCCCAAAACAAUAA
Molecule: messenger RNA, 7067 nt
Organism: Silurus meridionalis
Lineage: Eukaryota; Metazoa; Chordata; Actinopteri; Siluriformes; Siluridae
Gene: rnf157
Product: ring finger protein 157
Exons: 19
Coding region: 775-2874 (699 amino acids)
Biological process (GO): protein ubiquitination
Cellular component (GO): cytoplasm
Molecular function (GO): ubiquitin protein ligase activity
Source: RefSeq, a predicted model, not a curated record